AUGAGUACCAACAUUAAGGACCUGAUAAAGCAGGAGAAGGAAAGAAGGAAGUUACUCAGGGAGGAAAGGAAAAAAGCGGAAAAGGUGAAGCAACCAGAAGGGAGGGAAGAUAAUUAUCCAAUUGGGAAAGACACACCGGGGAAGAACAAUUACACAAAGAGUGUACAACAGGACAGGCUCUUUUUAAAAAUUCAAAAUAAUUCAGAACAUGGUAGCAUUACGCAAAAGUAUAACGAUGUAGAGGAACAAUUGUGUGAGGUUGGCCAGGGGAGAAGACCAUCCAGCGCCAUUGCCAACAAUGAAAAAAUGACUAUGCAAAAAAUAAGUGACAAUAAAAUCAAUAAAAGGGUUUCCUUCACCGAACCGACUGCACCACUAAACAGGCUAAAUAAAAACAACAAUUUUAAGGAUGCUUUUUUGGACUAUAGCAAUGAAGAACAAAGUGAGAAUUCAGAAGGAGAUUCCAAAAAGGAGGAGAGCAAAAAGCAUGCUGAGGUCGACUUGCCUGCAGAUUUUUUCGACUCCAUAGGGACUUUCAAUCAGAGUAGCUGUGAAAAGAAUGACAAGAGAGCUACCACUCCUAUGGAAGGAACCCCUGGUGGGGGGAAAAAAGCAGAUCUAAGAAAAGUAGACCAAAGUGAGCCCUCUUCCGAAGGGGAAACAGUCAGUAGGGCACCUCUCCACUAUGGCUUAAGUGAAAAGAAGGACAUGUCAAGCGGCAGGUCUGCAUCAUCACAGGAGAUCGGCGAUGGAACCACAUCCAUAGGCCAUCAAAGUGGAAACAAAUUUGAUUUAAAGAAUGAACCAAACGUUGAAGUGAUCGAAACGUACGAAAUUACGGAGGACAUUCUUGGAAGUGCAGAACUG
Molecule: messenger RNA, 867 nt
Organism: Plasmodium cynomolgi strain B
Lineage: Eukaryota; Apicomplexa; Aconoidasida; Haemosporida; Plasmodiidae
Exons: 1
Source: RefSeq, a predicted model, not a curated record